Messenger RNA from Vollenhovia emeryi, 2182 nucleotides. Its product is annotated as TELO2-interacting protein 2-like. The record is from RefSeq and is a predicted model, not a curated record. Gene Ontology annotation, cellular component: centrosome; nucleoplasm; cytosol. Lineage: Eukaryota; Metazoa; Arthropoda; Insecta; Hymenoptera; Formicidae. The transcript has 5 exons. The coding region runs from base 681 to 1991 and encodes 436 amino acids.
UGCGAAUUACAAACGUAACGCCACUUUAUGUCAUAAAUACAUCAUGAUUUCGAGUUGACUUUCGGGCGCUGCGCGUUCCCCGUGUACCCAGCUAUUAAUGUGGGGGCAUACGGAGCCUCCCAUGUACCCGUGAGUGCGCAUCCGCUUCGCGUCCGCCCGCUCGAACCCGGUGCGACGAUCGCGCGUCCACCCGCUCGUGUCCGCCGUCCAAGUCCGCAUCCAUUUGCGCCCACCAGCCAGUCCAAACUGCGUCGCGCUGCGCUGAUCGUCGUCGACGACCGAGACCGGACCGAUCGACGGUGGACGUCCGGGCCGGUGCAGGCGCUGCAGCCUCGGCAAGUACAGUCCUCGAGAGAGAGAGAGAGAGAAAGAGCGCGGUAGCGACAACCUCGCUUCGAGGUUGUCGCGAUUGUCUUCGAUCCGACGGAUCGUUCUCGCAAGAUCAACAGUCGAGUUGACGUCGAACGUGAUCCUAGGGCGAUCCACCCACGAUUGCUAACGGACCGAUCAACUUGGCGAUCGAGAGCUUCGAUACUCGACCGGCAGAAUGUUGGCCAAACGGCCGAGGCGGCUGGUCGUUCUGCAAAGUGACUUGCAAAAUAAUCUGAGACACCUCUAGAAAGAAGGACUCGCGAGGGCGCCGGGGGAUACUGUUCGAUCGGUCUCGAUAUCCGCACAUAAUGGACGAUCUGCUGCGGCAGCUGGAGAUCCUGAAGAUCAGGAGCGACUUCUGCGAGGAUAACUCCUCGUGGCCGCCAUGCGUGGACUUGAUUCAGAGGAGCCUCGCGCCGCAGAGAACGGUCGGGAGCGAGCGCCCGUGCGAGGAGAGGGACUUCAGGGAGCACAGGCUCGUUGUGGAGAGAAACUUGGGCAACGUCCGGUCUAUGCUGCAACAUAUCUCCAGCAGUUGCAGGGAGAAGCGCCUGCAGCUGAACAACGCCGCGGGGAUGGCUAGGACGUUCGGCAUGAACCUGUUGCUGCUCGUCGGAGAGCACGGCGAAAGGAACGUCUGGAACACAGCCGAGUGUGUCUCCAUCGCCAAAGAGUUACUCGCUGAUUUCUGUGAUCUGUACGCGUGUCAGAGCGCUUCCCAAUUCUUGUCGGAGAAUGAGAACCUGCGCGACCUGUUGCUAACGUUAAGACCUAAAUUACUAAAGGACACCUGGAAAACCUAUCCGUCGGCCGUGGCGUGUUACAGGUGGAUUCUGCAGCAGGCGGAAAAACCAGUUUUAUUCAAUUAUAUCGGAGAUGUCCUGCCCACCGCAUUAAUUAUUCUCGACGACUAUUUCCCCGAUAACGUGCUGAUAGGCCUGGAAUGUAUUUACCAGAUUAUACAGCACUCUCACAUGAAAAAGGGACUGAUAGACUCCGGGUAUGCCCAGCUGAUUUACCACGCGUUGAAACUUUUGACCCAUCGGAAGGAAGUGAAAUACGUUAUUCCUUUGUAUUCCUGCAUGGCCAGCCUUUUAGCUACCAUGGAACAUUGGGAUAAUACCAUAAAUCUGUUUGAGUGGACAACGCGUGACGAGGUUCUCGCUAUCCUGAUAGAGAACAUGGGACUCGAGCAGAACAUUGAAUUACGGCACGUAUACAUGUUGAGCUUACCUCAUCUCAUCACAAAUAUAGGCUGUGCCAAAUGGUGCGGAGCGCUCGUCCGCAUACUGGCCGACUACUGCGAAAAUCAUACGGAUUUACGGACAUUAAAGGCGACAUUAGAGAUGGCAAAGACAUUCCUCCUGAUGUUCCGCCUGCGAGUGGCUGCGCACUGCACCCCGCUUUACACCAUAUUCCUGAAGUUACAUUUCGAUCUGACGGUGACGCCGGUGUUCGAUCGAGCAAUCGUGCAGAAUCUGGAGGAUUGCAUUUCCAUGUUGUACCAGUUAUCGCCGAAUGUAGGCUACACAGUAAUUAAGGACGAUCGAAUGCGUUCGGUACUCAGCAGUAGCCUGCCAGUGGUGUGCCAGGGCGGCGAUAUCAAGUAUUUCGAAUAAUUUGUGAAACGUGUGGCAGUCGCGUAUUUGUAUAUACAAGUGUAUUCUAUGUGAUGUGUGUGAAAAUGCGCUGAUAGAAAUAUUAUAUUCCCGUAAACCUCUAUAGUUCAGAGAUAAAAGCGAACCGCAAUAGGUACUUAGAUAUUUUGUUUGUGAUGUAAAAAUAUCAAUAUACGAUUAUUUGCAGAGAG